Molecule: messenger RNA, 942 nt
Organism: Aspergillus niger
Lineage: Eukaryota; Fungi; Ascomycota; Eurotiomycetes; Eurotiales; Aspergillaceae
Exons: 4
Coding region: 1-942 (313 amino acids)
Biological process (GO): protein phosphorylation
Molecular function (GO): ATP binding; protein kinase activity
Source: RefSeq, a predicted model, not a curated record
AUGAAACACCGUGGUUACGUUACCCUCAAGACAUUCAUCAAUUCUGUAUCUAUGGGAAAGUACUUGGAUGAUGAGAUUCAGAUGUAUAAACGUAUCGAGAGGGGUUCGGGAUUUCACACCGGUCGCAAUGCUGUCAGGAGAUUACUCGACUCUUUUGAUAUUGAUGGGCCCGAGGGUAGACAUCGAUGCCUGGUACAUCCUCCACUGUGGGAAAGUGUGCUGACAAUUCUGCACCGGAAUCCGGUGCGAAGGCUACCUGCGCCGGUGCUUGCAUUUGUGCUGAAGCGUGUGUUUCUGGCGCUGGAUUACCUGCACACGGAAGGCCAGGCUAUUCAUACCGAUAUCAAAGCCGACAACAUUAGCAUGUUCGGCAUCGAGGAUGAUUCAGUCUUUCAUGACUUUACAGAGAAUGAGCUCAAAAACCCUUGUCCGAGGAAGGAGCUAGAUGGAAGGAAUAUAUACGUGUCUCGGGAGAUCGGAAUGGCCCGAGAGUUGGGAGCUCCGAUCCUAUGUGACUUUGGAUCUGCUGUGCCUGGUGAUAUUGAGCAUUCGGAAGAUAUCCAACCUGAUAUCUAUCGCGCCCCAGAGGUGAUCUUGGAGGCUCCAUGGGGCUAUAAAGUGGAUAUCUGGAAUGUGGGGUGCAUGGCGUAUCGAAGUCGAGCACAUUUCGCUGAGAUCAUAAGACUGCUCGGGCCUCCUCCCCCUGAGCUCCUCGCUAAAGGGAGGCUUCGUCAUAAAUUCUUUUCAGAUGAUGGUGACUUUCUAGCUCAAUCCCUGUUAGGAGAUCGCAUCCCACUUGAGGAUAGGGAAACAUCCUUCAAAGGGCUGAAUAAAACCCGUUUUUUAGUCUUCGUACGAAAGAUGCUACAAUGGGAUCCAAACAAGCGUAGCUCUGCUAAAGAGCUGCUAGAGGAUGAGUGGAUCUGUGAGAACACCAGGUAG